Eriocheir sinensis (Chinese mitten crab) is the source of this 2527-nucleotide messenger RNA. Its product is annotated as protein obstructor-E-like. The transcript has 6 exons. The coding region runs from base 120 to 1313 and encodes 397 amino acids. Gene Ontology annotation, molecular function: chitin binding. Gene Ontology annotation, cellular component: extracellular region. NCBI's taxonomy places the organism in Eukaryota, Metazoa, Arthropoda, Malacostraca, Decapoda, Varunidae. The record is from RefSeq and is a predicted model, not a curated record.
GGGCCUUCGGGGAGGGAGAGGAAUAGUCACCGCACACAAACUCACACACACACAGGCAGGGAGGGAGGCGAGUCGAGCGAGACCUCAGAGCCGCGUCGUUUUUGUUGUCAGUGUGGAAGAUGUGGCUCCUUGGUGUGGCUGCGUCGCUCCUGGCGGCAACUCAGGGCAGCUUCGGUCAGGACAUCGCCUCAGAGUGCCCGGCCCCCACAGGUUACUUCGCCGACGCCCGCCAGUGUGACAAGUACUACAAAUGCGUGGACAACGUGCUCACCGAGAAGCUAUGUCCUGACGGCAUGGCCUUCAACGACAUCAACCCCCACGUGGAGAAGUGUGACCUGCUGGCGGUGGUCGACUGCUCCGGGAGAACCCAACUACAGACGCCGAAACCAACGGAGAACUGCGAGAGACAGAACGGCAACUUUCCAGUGGUGGGAAGCAACGACUGCAGCCAAGCUUACCGGUGCCAGGACGGGGUGGGCACCCUUAUCACGUGUCCAGUGGGCCUCUCCUUUGCCCUGGACACCGGGAUAUGUGACUGGCCCGAUCAGUCUGGGCGUAAAGGAUGUCUGACAGAAGAGACGCAGAACUUCACGUGCCCGCGCGUGAAGCAGCAGGAGGCCGUGGCCCACCCCCGCUACGCCGACCCUCAUGACUGCCAGUACUUCUACGUCUGCAUCAACGGCAAGACACCGCGGCGGAACGGCUGCAAGUUCGGCCAAGUCUUCAAUACCAACACCACCGCCUGUGGCCUGCCGCAGGAGGUGCCCGAGUGCGCUGACUACUACACGGAAUUCUUCGACGAGCACUUCGCCUUGGUGGAGCAGAACCCGUCUGCUCUGAGCGAAGACGUCCUGGCGGCGGCCAUCCUCGCAGGUUACCCGGUGCCCCUCAUGGCGGACCGGGUUAGGAUCACUCCCGGGGGAGCCAAGGGUAGCCCUCUGGAGCCCAGGGAGCCCGCCGAGCCCGCCGAGCCCACGCCCCGCCCAGGCCGCACACGCCUCUCCCCGCAACGGCCGUCCUCCCAGAGCAGCCCGCAGGCAGACGACAGCAAGCCCGGAGACAGGCCGCUCAGGCGAAGGCGCCCCGGCACAAGGCGAAGGAAGACCACCACCACGACCACCACCACCACCGCGGCGCCCGAGUACUACGACGACGACUACUACUAUUACGAAGACGAGGCAUACGUCGACGACCCCGCCGCAGGAAAGGCUGCUGACACUACAGGCAGCGAAGUCGAAGCCAGCCCCGCCAGCAGCGACCCGGCGCCCCCCGCGUCCAGAUCGUCGUCCUCUCGGUUCAGACCCUCGGCCUAGGACGAAGUGGCAGACCUAUAACCACGGCUGCCUGUCAACAGCCUGUCGGAGUGAUAUCAACGUUCUAAGAUAGGUUACGAUCGCCUGCAAGAGUUACUGGCAGAACAAAGUAACGCGUGCCUGGGAAACAACAAAGCCGAAGCAGCGUUCUCGUGGAUCUGUCACUGCAGCACGUCACAUCAGACUCCCGUGAGGGCGUGGGCGGCGUCGCAAAGGAUAAAUCACCAAGUUCUCAGGGCAGCAUGGGAAGGCCGACUGCCCUCUUCUCGUCCCAUUGUGCCCAUGUGUAUCCCUGCAAGCAGCGAGGGCAUGUCUGGGCCGGGCAGGCGAUAGUGAGGCACCAGCAGCCGUGAUUACUGACCGCCAGAAAUACAGUAAAUAACCCAGACAAACACUACCGAUGCGUGCCAGGCCUGAUCACAAAACCAAACACCAAAAUAACGGCAUUGGAACAUACACUGCUGUUCCUUCAAAGAAAAAAAUUAAAAGACUAUUUCAGUUCCUGAGGCUUGUUGAGGCAACUUUUUUUAUCUCCUCAGUUUCCUUCUCCUCCUCAACAUACACCUCUCUACUUCCUCGUUUUUGCUGUCCAACAACCGCUCCAACACCCUUUAUAUUUCCUGGGGCUAAAUAUACAAAGGCCUAGAUAUUUUACCCUCCUCUUCUUCGUCCCCAACUUACUGCUACCUUCUCCUUCCCCCUCUCAACAUUACUAUAGUUUUGUAUUACAAGGGUUUUGUUAUAGAAAGGCCUCUAAGACAAUCCUUCUCUUCCUUCUCUUCCUCGUCACAAACUUACCCCCCCUCACCUUCCCCUAUCCGCGGCUCCACAACCCCCUCAACGUUACUGUAGCUUCAAGUCCACACGAUACUCUCACACGAAUAUGGGACAAAGAUUUCAUUCCCUGGUCCUCUUCCUCGUCACAAACUUACCACCCUCCCAACCUUCCCCUCUCCGCGGCUCCAGAACUCUCAACGUUACUAGUUUCCAGUCCCCACACAGACGCCCUCACGCCCUCCACCUGUGACUCACGAGACGCCACCUGUAUGGAUGAGUCCCACCUGUAUGGAUGAGUGCCACCUGUAUAUUUUGUGCAUAGCAAGCAUACCUGGACACUAGGCGUAUAUGUGCAUCUCUUGUAUUCUAAUCAAUUCUUUUUUAAAUUUAUGAUAUGGAUUUCCGUGUUGUGCUACCAAUACACUAUAAACAAUUUU